Molecule: messenger RNA, 2913 nt
Organism: Phycodurus eques (leafy seadragon)
Lineage: Eukaryota; Metazoa; Chordata; Actinopteri; Syngnathiformes; Syngnathidae
Gene: misp
Product: mitotic spindle positioning
Exons: 5
Coding region: 281-2191 (636 amino acids)
Source: RefSeq, a predicted model, not a curated record
UGAGGGCAGGAGAGACGGUGAAGUUUGCGUGGUCGUCACUCACUUGCUUACAUUUUCUUCAACAAGCUGAAGCCCACUCAGAAACAUCCCCUCUGCUGUUACCACGGUAACACCUCUGUUGUCAUCAUAGUAAUGACGACGCUUCUGCUGUUGCCAUAGUAACAUUCAUCCUGUCAUCGGCCUAGUCACGCCCCCUUGCUGAUGACUGUCAGGAUUUUGUGACUUUGCAUAGUUUCCCUUCACGCACUUUCCUGUGCUCAACAUCGCCCCUGCUGCUGCCAUGGACAACCUUCCCAGAAGGUGGGUGCUGAAGCCUCUGCUCCCCACGCUGCAUCUAUCUGACCUACGUCGCAUGACGGGUCCGAGCAGAGGUGAAGAUGACGUGUUGGCUCCUGAUGGCUUGGUGGUCCAGGCCCGCCAGGUCACCGUCUCACGGGAUGGGGGUGACAGCGGCGACGAGUGGUAUCCCGGCAGUCCCAGCAGCAGCUCAGGAUCUCACAGCGGGUUCUACUCGUUCGUGGAGGACCCAAGAAGUCCGGAAGCAGAGCUGAAUGAAGCAUGGAUGGUAUGUCCUCAGCGGCAGGUUCAUCUCACCACCCUGAUGGAGGACAAGGCCUUUAAAGUGCAGACGUACACCAGGGGCAAGAAACCAGAGACUUUGUUUACAGUCUCAGAGUCACCGUACAAAUUCCAACCAGAAAACCACUGCCAAGUAUUUGGGGAGGAAGAAGAGAAGCAACUGAGGAAGGAAAUCAUCCAAAAGCAAGCCCCAAAGAAGAAGUCAACUUUCAAACUAAGUGACCAAGUGAGUGUGCUGGAGAAGCUGGAUUGGAGUCAGCCUACAAGUAUGCUGACAAAAGGUUCCGGUUUAAGCUCCAGUCCCGUCAGACGAGAUCCCCCUUUCCCCGUAGACGCUGGGACGAUUGACAGGGCUCAGAUUGACUUCAGUGCAGCUCGGCAGCAGUUCCUGAAGCUGGAGCGGGACAAGCGUGAUUUACUUGUCAACCCUUGGAGGUCACGUGUGUCCAGGAAGAUGGAGAAAGAGGACAGAACAUGGUCUGAAUCUGGUGAAGAUAAAACCUCAACUGGGACUGAGCAGAAGUCAAGCGUGAGGGGAAUACUGAAUGACCCACAUUUGUUGGUUGUGGAGGACUUGUCUGUGAAGGUGUGCGGUGGGUCCAUCAGUGACAAAGAUGUGUUUGACAACAGCAGUGUCCAAACAACGAGGAAAGAGAAGUCUGAUGUUCACAAUGAAACCCCGAUUGAGAAAGAGAUCCGCUUAGUUCAAGAACGUGAGGAAAACCUCAGACGCUUACGAGGCCUUAAGCACAGUGAUGGAUUCUCAGAGAUGGUGAAGAUUCACACCAAGCGGGUGCAGUCACCGCUAAUAUCUCACAAGGCCAAAGAGAAGAACCAUGUGAGCUUCAUCAUUCAGCAAGAAAGGCACAAAGAGAAGGUCGAUCAGCAGAGUCCAGAAACACCAAAGGAGCUUUUAGACACAAAGAGACAGUUCCAGGAAGACCUACAGGACCAGGAGGUCUUUUUGUCCCAUUGCUGUCCUCAUAGACACGCUGAAGAAACCUCCUCCUCCUUGUCCAUGAUAUUGCCCCUGUCUCCUCAGCAUGUCCCGUCAUGGACCAGAACUCUUUCUUGGAGAGCCAACCAGGAGUCCACCGGCCUGCAGUGCGGGAAAACCAGUGCCCCAGAUUUCAUCGAGAAGGAGAUCGAAGAGACUUUGCUACGAGAGCAGGAGCUUCAGGAGUCCAGACAGUCUAGAGAGUCCUUGGAGUCCAGACAGUCCAGGGAAUCUAGAGAGUCCAGCGACUCCAGACUGUCCAGAGAGUCUAGAGCGUUUGGAGAGUCCAGAGGGUUCAGGGAGUCCAGCCUCCUCUCUCCAGCUCCUUUCGUGGAACAGGCAUCGAAGAUGGCCGUCAAGCAGUUGGACUCCACAGAAAACGCAGGCCUGACGGGGACGCUGCCGAGGGACUUUGAGGAGCGACAGAGGAUGGACGACACCCCCUACGCCGGAAUCCAGCCCAUCGAUGACAUCAACAACCAGGUUGUGGAAUCAACUCGAGUUAUUCGACAUAAAAACCAACGCGCACUCCGCUGGGAGGCAGGUGUCUUUGCCAACCAGCUGGACCAGAUGGAACAGAUCGGCCACCGCAUCCAGAUCCAGAACCAGACCUAGACCACCUAGAUCAAGUACUGCAUUGUGGUGAAAUGUAGGAUGCACGAGGAGUGGCCUCAUCAAGGGCCACGACAGGCUUUGUGCGGAGGAGGCAUGGCUGUCUCCAGGCCAUUAUUUGAUGAUGAGGAUGAAGAUGGCAGUGAUGACAAUGAUAAUGAAGAAGUUCAACAUGAAUGCUGAUCCGUUCAUUCUAUUCUAAAACGCACGUAUGCUCCUGCUCUCUGUUUCAUGCUGCUUGGCCUGCCGGAAAUAAAGCGAGUGUGUGCGUGCAUGUGUGUGCGCGCGCACGCACACGUGCAUUGAAGCUACUAAUGUCCAUCAACAUUUGCAUGAAUACUACAUGACGAGUCUCAAACGCAAGGCAGCGUCUCUGCUUUAGACAUGCGACACUUCAAAAUUGAAUUGUAUGUAUGAAAUGUUUUGAAUAUUUGCUGUGACAAGGCAACUACGAAAAGAAUCAAUUCAACUGUAAAGACAUUUUAUUUGUCAUGCAGCCUUUGUUUACAUUCAAAGUUUUUGACAUUGAAAGUUUGUUAGUAGCACAUCUGCCUCCCAGCUCAGCGCUUGAGGUUUCUGUUCUGCGCUUAGGCCUUCCGGUGUCUAGUUAGCGUGUUUUGAGCAUAUUCUUCACCAACUCAAGUGGCUUUUUCCUCACGCAUUCCAAAAACUGCCAUGUUGGGUUCAUCGAAGAAUAAAUUGUCCACAGGUGUGACUUCUUGGGC